This is a messenger RNA of Dentiscutata erythropus, 191 nucleotides long. Lineage: Eukaryota; Fungi; Glomeromycota; Glomeromycetes; Diversisporales; Gigasporaceae. The record is from the annotation of a GenBank genome assembly.
AGAUGAAAUGGAUCAUAAAACACCACCUAUUAUGGUAACAUCUCUAUCAUUUGCUUCAUUAUUAUUUCUCUUUCUUGUAAACUUGAACACUCCAACUAUUAUACGGUCAAUUUGCAUAUUAAGUGCCUCAGACGAUAAUACAUCCUAUCCUUAUGCUUCUUAUAAUACCAUAGUUUUGAUACUUUCGGACU